CUCUCUCUCUCUCUCUCUCUCUCUCUCUCUCUCUCUCUCAUGAAUCCUGCCUGAAAGAAAAAGAGAAAAAGAAAUUGAUCACCUUGUCGCUACAUCUUUCCUUGACAAUUCAAACAAGCACUUUAGUACCAUCUACAAGGAAUUUCAGAUGAACACCCUCCUCUUCUCCAACUCUUUCAUAUCUUGCUUGUGUUAAUGCAAGAUCCAAAGAAUUCACAAACAAGGAAGCCCUGGUAUCAGAGAGCAAUGGAGGCAGCAAAUUUAUGGAGACCACCCAUAUCAUCAAAACCCCCCACGAAGAUGGAGAUGGAGAUCUCCGCAACAAAUUCAACUAGUACUAAUAGUUCAAAGUUAAAGAAGUGCACCUCUCUCAAGGUUGCAACUUCAUUCACAAGAGUUUGUCUAUGUGCACCAAUCUCUUCCUAUACUGAGAUAUUUCAAGCUGAUCUUCCACCAAGAAGAAGCAACAGCUAUCCAAGACCAAAGCCAUUGGCGAUGCCACCACCACCUCAAGAAAAAUUUCCUAACACUGCUAGAAUUAGUGGAGGUGGAGGUGGAGGAGGAGGAGAGGGCAGCAGGAGAAUUUUCCGAGGAAAAUCUUUAACUGACGAUGUCGUAAUGAGAAGAUUUGUGGUGGAAGAGAAAGCAACGAUGAAAGUUCGGAGGAGGACGAAUGAGAUGGAAGUCAUAAGGAGGAGGAGUUCCAUAACGAGAAGGAAACUUGGGCCUAGUCCUCUUAGUAGAAUGGUAAUGGCUGCUGGGGAUGGGAUGAUUGGUUAAAUUGGAGGAGGGAUUGAAAUUUUGUUUCAAGUUUUUCCAUAGAUGACAAGAAUAUUAGACGACUUAAGUUCUGAUGAUGAUGUUUCUCCUUCCGGAUUUCUUUCAUUUUCGAUAUGUCAUGAAGUUGCAGAAUGGUUGCGGCUUGUUUGUGUUUCUUUUCUUUUGGAAAGCAGAUUCUUUUUCUUUU
Molecule: messenger RNA, 967 nt
Organism: Macadamia integrifolia
Lineage: Eukaryota; Viridiplantae; Streptophyta; Magnoliopsida; Proteales; Proteaceae
Exons: 2
Coding region: 196-780 (194 amino acids)
Source: RefSeq, a predicted model, not a curated record